AUGAAGACCAUCAUUUUCAUGUUGAGUUGCACGGUGCUCGCAUCCACGGUGUCGGCCAGCGGGUACGGAGCAACGGGCCAUGGAGAUGAGGACCAUGGGAGUUCCACAUACGAGGAAAAGACCAAGACCGUACACAUACCAAUUUACAAGAAGUAUGCGAUUCCGAUACCGCAUCCCGUGCCAGUGGAGGUGCCUCAAGAGAUCAAGAUCCCAAUUCCUCAGCCAUACCACGUGCAGGUGAAAAUUCCGCAUCCGUAUCCAGUUGAAGUUGUCAAGCACGUCGAAGUGCCAGUCGAGAAGCCCGAGCCUUACGUCGUCGAGAAACACGUCCCCUUCAUCGUGGAGAAGCCUUACCCCGUCUACGUGGAGAAGAAGUUUCCGGUUCCCGUGGCAAAGCCGUACCCCGUACACGUCCCCGUCUACAAACAUGUCCUCAUCACAUCAGGUGGCAAAGGCAAAGGUUGGCAUUAA
Molecule: messenger RNA, 471 nt
Organism: Orussus abietinus
Lineage: Eukaryota; Metazoa; Arthropoda; Insecta; Hymenoptera; Orussidae
Product: MAGE-like protein 2
Exons: 4
Coding region: 1-471 (156 amino acids)
Source: RefSeq, a predicted model, not a curated record